This is a messenger RNA of Guyanagaster necrorhizus, 955 nucleotides long. RefSeq lists its product as uncharacterized. The transcript is spliced from 2 exons. NCBI's taxonomy places the organism in Eukaryota, Fungi, Basidiomycota, Agaricomycetes, Agaricales, Physalacriaceae. Gene Ontology annotation, cellular component: mediator complex. Gene Ontology annotation, molecular function: transcription coregulator activity. The coding region runs from base 44 to 622 and encodes 192 amino acids. Gene Ontology annotation, biological process: regulation of transcription by RNA polymerase II. The record is from RefSeq and is a predicted model, not a curated record.
UAUCCUUGUCUAUCAAGUCUAUCAGUCUCGUCUACCACCACCGAUGUCCUACGAAGUCGCUCUUUUUGGUGAAUUCUUUGCUCGAGAUCUUACCGCCAUUCUUGCCCGCAUCACACUACAUUCCGAAUCUUCGGCUGCGAUGCAUAUUCGUGAGGUCGUUUUUGAGCCCGUCAACCGCGAUACCGAGCCCGUUCUGCUGCGUGCGCGUAAGGAUCUCAUGGAUCCCGAUGGGGGCUGGGUUCUUUUCUCUUAUCUGGCACCAGAGAGCGUCCGUGCGCAUCCAGAGGCGACGGUACGCCCGUGGGCGACUGUUCAUGUUCGCGGAGACGCGCUGUGUUUCGCAUGUGCGCUGGGGUACGUGAGGCGGUCGCAGAUAUACAAGAGAGGAUAUGUUUUCAGGAGAGGGAUGCUGGUCAUUCAGAUGUUCCAGCAGGAAAAAAUUGAUCCCAAAACACAAGAACCUAUUCCUGCAUCCGCUGAUACUCUCUGGGAGGUUGAAGUAAAGACCGCGUUUCCCGUACGGAACACCCAGGACACACCUCUGAGCCGUGCUAUUGAUGCCGUGCUCGACGUCCAGCUCCUCAUGAAAGGGCUCCUUGAUCUGCGUCGUCAAGAUGUUUGACCAACUCGCAAUGAUUCUACGGCACCCUCAAACCCAAGUAUGCUGCAAGAUGCGAAGGCUGUCGCAACUGCGAUGAGGCGCGCGCGAACAGACUCGUAGUGGUUCCUUACUCGUCACAUUCCCGCUGUACGCGUAAUGAACUUUUCAUCGUUCUCUUUUGAACUGGAAGAGAGUGGAAGAACCAUGGGAUAGGAGAAGAUGAAUACUAUUUCAUGUUGACAGAUGUCGAGCCGCGUCUCUGUUCCAAGAGAAGAACACGGGAAGGGGAGGAAACUGUGAAUAAUGACGUCUACAUUAUCUGUAAAUAAAAUAUUCGUUGUCAUUCAGAUCACG